GUGACCCGGAUAAAUGACAUGCCGACAGAGAUUGUGACCAUGUCCAGUGAAGAGCUGCUGUCUGUGGAUUAUGAGGUGUUUGGGCGAGUGCAGGGUGUGUUCUUCAGAAAAUACACACAGGCAGAAGGUAAGAAGCUGGGACUGGUUGGUUGGGUUCAGAACACUGAUGCUGGAACAGUUCAAGGCCAGCUGCAGGGUCCCGCCUCUAAAGUCCAGCAGAUGCAGCACUGGCUCCAGACCACCGGCAGUCCUCAGUCUCGAAUCGCCAAAGCGGAGUUCAAGAAUGAGCACACGGUGGACAAACUGGAUUUCAAGGAUUUCAAAGUUGUGCGUUGAUGUAUUUAGUAUUUAUGUAUGUAGGUUAUUUAUUUUAGGCUUUAAAAAUCGUAUGUUUCACACACUUGCCCAUUGUCUGUUACUGACAUAAAUAUACGAGAAUGCAAAACAAACCGCAGUACAUCUUACUCCAGAAAGGUGUUUUAGGUUUAAUCUGUAUUGACUUUAAACCUCAUUUCUGAGAUAGACAUAAAAGCUAACAGACACAGACGCUGUGUGUUUCUGGAACAACCAUAUACAAGAUCAUUGAACAUAUAUUUAAACGAUCAUGAAGUAGGUCGUAAAUUGUCUUUAUCGGAUCAGUUAUUUCAUUAUAUCCGUGAAUGAACCAUUUAAAAAACAGCAAUAAAGGAUCUAA
Triplophysa rosa is the source of this 694-nucleotide messenger RNA. It is a transcript of the gene acyp1, whose product is annotated as acylphosphatase 1, erythrocyte (common) type. Gene Ontology annotation, molecular function: acylphosphatase activity. Bases 19 to 336 code for a protein of 105 amino acids. NCBI's taxonomy places the organism in Eukaryota, Metazoa, Chordata, Actinopteri, Cypriniformes, Nemacheilidae. The record is from RefSeq and is a predicted model, not a curated record. The transcript has 3 exons.